Messenger RNA from Gekko japonicus, 498 nucleotides. RefSeq names its product complement component 1, q subcomponent-like 3 (gene C1QL3). The coding region runs from base 1 to 429 and encodes 142 amino acids. The record is from RefSeq and is a predicted model, not a curated record. Gene Ontology annotation, molecular function: protein binding. The transcript has 2 exons. Lineage: Eukaryota; Metazoa; Chordata; Lepidosauria; Squamata; Gekkonidae.
AUGGUGCUCCUGCUGGUCAUCCUGAUCCCGGUGCUGGUCAGCUCGGCCGGCACGUCGGCGCACUACGAGAUGCUGGGCACCUGCCGGAUGGUGUGCGACCCCUACGGCGGCACCAAGGCGCCCAGCACGGCGGCCACGCCCGACCGCGGCCUCAUGCAGUCCCUGCCCACCUUCAUCCAGGGCCCCAAGGGCGAGGCCGGCCGGCCGGGGAAGGCCGGGCCGCGGGGGCCCCCGGGAGAGCCCGGCCCGGUCCGAGCAAGCGCAAUUGCUCAAGAUGCGGAUCAAAACUACGAUUAUGCCAGUAACAGCGUCGUUCUACACCUGGAACCGGGAGAUGAGGUCUACAUAAAAUUAGAUGGAGGAAAAGCACAUGGAGGAAACAACAACAAAUACAGCACGUUUUCUGGAUUUAUAAUUUAUGCUGACUGAUUUCAGGAAUCAAAAACUAAAAUCACAUUCUUCUGAGCAUAAGUGAUGGAUUCACGUGGCAAAAGUCAA